GCUAUGGAUUUCGCGGUGGUGGUGAUGGGGGGCUAGAGCAUGGCACCGGGGCCGCAUCUAAAGCCACCACCACCACCAUCAUCUUUACAUCAUUAAAACUAGACACAAACAGACCUUCUCGUCGUCGUCCUCCCUGCGAUGGCGGGAAUCAACCUCAACGACGAGUACGACGUGGUGAGGGUCAAAGUGAAGAAAUUUGACGGGCUGAUGCAACCCGAGUUCAGGACCUUCUCUGUGGACCCUCAGAUCACAUCCUUGGACGUCCUGCAUCACAUUUUAGUCCGAGCCUUCGAACUAUGCGGAAAGAAGAACUUUGUGCUGAGUUACCUGUGCCAGGAGCCGAGCGGUGAGGAGAUGUAUUUGUCUCUGCUCUCCGACUGGGAUUUAAAGUCUGCAUUUGGCAGCGCGUCCAAGCCCUUCCUGCAGCUCCGCAUCGACGUGAAGCCUUUUGAAGAGAGUCCCGUGCUGGAAGACUGGGACAUCAUCAGCCCCAAGGAGCUGCCGGGCAGCGAAGUGACCCUCUGGGAGCGAAAGAGCCUCAACGUCGGGCCCAUCCCCCUGCUGACACAGUCCCUCAUCUCACAGGUGGGGCGCACGCUCUCCAAGGUGCAGCAGGUGCUGAGCUGGUCGUACACGGAGGACGUGGCGCGACCCCUAAAGCCGCCGCUGGGCGACGCGGAGUUCCACUCGUUCCUGAGCCGCGACGGGCAGCUGGCGCGGCCCGAGGAGCUGCGUCUGCGCGUCUACCAUGGCGGCCUGGAUCCAUCCCUGCGCAAGGUCGUGUGGAGGCACCUCCUCAACGUGUACCCGGAGGGGCUGACGGCGCAGGAGAGGCUGGACUACAUGAAGAAGAAGUCCAAGGAGUACGAAGCGCUCAAGAGCCAGUGGAGCAUGCAGGCCAACAAGGAGGAGCUGGAGUUCACCGUCGGCAUGGUCCUCAAGGACGUGCUCAGGACUGACCGGACGCUGCCGUACUACGCCGGCUCCGACGACAACCUGCACGUGCGCGCGCUGCACGACCUGCUAAUUACGUACGCCGUCAACCACCCGCGCGUCUCCUACUGCCAGGGCAUGAGCGACAUCGCGUCGCCCAUCCUCUUCAUCAUGGACAAUGAGGCGCACGCGUACGUGUGCUUCUGCGGCAUCAUGAAGCGCCUGCGGGGAAACUUCCUGCCCGACGGCGAGGUCAUGUCCACCAAGUUCCGGCACCUGGCGCUGCUGCUGCGCUUCUACGACCCCGAGUUCCACAACUACCUGGUGUCGUGCGGCGCGAGCGACCUCCUCUUCUGCUACCGCUGGCUGCUGCUCGACCUGAAACGCGAGUUCGCCUUCGAGGACGCGCUGCGCAUGCUGGAGAUCAUGUGGAGCUCUCUUCCGCCCGAUCCUCCUCAGGUGGAGCUCGAGCUGAAGGGCGCCCCCCUCGAUGGCACGGAGUGCAGCCAGCAGGCGCCGCACCGCCGCAUGGUGCGGCCGCAGAUGACCUCCGCCGCUUGCAGGACUGCCGGCGCUGCCCCCGGCACGUUCCCCGCUCAGCCCCGCGCCGCCCUUGCCAAGUCCCAGCCGGAGAACUACCGGACGCCCACGCUGACGCCCACAGGAGCCGGUGCCACCGUCGCCUCCGUCGGCGCGGUGCCGAACGGAAACGUGUUCCAGAUGGCGCCUUGCCCGGUGGUUAACCUGAACGUGACCGCCCGUGACGAGCGGUGCCUCGGCCUCGUAGCCGGCAGGCGGCCCUCGCUGAGGAAGUCGUCCGGGAGCGCCGCGUCGGAGAUAUCGGAGGAAGACGAGGACGAGGAGAAGCCGCUGAUGAGCCCCAAGGUGUUGGAGCCCGACCCCGACACGAGCGCGCUGGAGCAGAUGAGGCGUUCGGCGAGCAGCCUGUCGCUGUCGUUCAAAGCGUCGCUCCUCUCGGUGGCUGGACACAAGCUCGGCAACGCGCCGCCCGCCCUGAUCAACGCCAAGGCGAUAGAGCCGGGCUCGCCUGUGGUGCAACCCGCGCAGUCGCUGCCUCCGCCGCCGGAGUUUGGCAAGGGCAACCCGUUUGUGCUCUUCAUGUGCCUGGCCAUCUUGCUCGAGCACAGGGACCACAUAAUGCGCAACGCACUCGACUACAACGACCUGGCCAUGCACUUCGACCGGCUUGUGCGCAAGCACAACGUCGGCAAGAUCCUGCACCGCGCCAAGGAGCUGUUCGCCGACUACCUCCGUGGAGAGACGUGGUGCUCGGAGGAGGGUGCGGAGGCACAGGUGGCCGAUGUUGAGCAAGCGUGUCGGUAGCGUGCCUGGACGGGCCCGUCCGCGGCAGGACGGUUUACAGUCGUGCCUGGCUCUUCUGUGGCCAUCUGCGUUGGAAAAUGUUGAUUCCGAUACAUUGCCCCGAUUACAAACUUGGGAAAAAAAAGGAUAUUUAAAUGUAUUCAACUCCUGUUCACUUUGAAUGAUCGAUGGUUGAGUAUGCGACUCCUAAAUUGUUUUGACUUGGUUGACGAUGGUACCGGUGAAAGGGAUGAGUGUGAAAUGAAUUCAAAUUCAUCACCCCUUUUCUGCAUGCAGGAACUCACCUCUGCAGAGGACUUGCCCACUUUCUUCACCGUCUCCUGCAGAGAUUCUUGUGACCUGUUAAUCGGUACCUAGGGCUUUUUGCUUGUAUUAUUGUUGUGUGAAAAUUGGAUGGUAAAAUGACAACCCCUGCCCCAAGGUCAGGUUUGAGUGAAGAACGAUGUUCUUGUCAGUUUGCAUGCUUUCUGUGUAUGAUUUUGGUAACAUUUGGAGAGAAAAAACUAAAAUUUUAGGAACGAGAUGUAUCACUUCCAGGGAUUAUUUUUCCACGGCCAGAAAAAAACCUCACAUUUUCCAGAGACUAUACGUGGAAGGAGGUCCGUUUAUUCUUGCUUGUGUACAGUUUAAUGCUGCCGAGCUGCGCACACCACAUUUCUCAAGGCGGUCCGAUACGGUCUCUGCUGGACGUUUGCUUUUAAUGAAUCGACUUUAUCUCACUCAUUAGUUCACCUAAAGACCAUUGUUGCACACCGAGGGCACUGCGACAAGCAUCGGCUGGCACAUUGGUAUAACCCAAGUGGGUAAUCUCUGCAAUAUUCAAUCCAUCCAACACAAACAAUAACCAUUAAUAUGAUACGUCGACUGGGAAUCGUUAUUGGAUGUUUGGCUGUGAUAGUGUGCUGUAAUUAACACAAAUUACCAAGAUAAACACAUUUUCCAUGGGAAAUAUUGUAAAUAAAUGAUCUGCCUUUUCAACAAAGUAUUUAUUUGCCAAGCAGAUAUGGUACUUGUUUUUUUGGCAGGGUGGGCUAGACAGAUGUAAAUCUGUUUUCAGGCCAAUUUAAUUUUGUUCCAAAUAUUUUAUACCAAAAAAAUCCUGAGGCCAGACCGGGACAUUUUGUCUUGGAUUUCAUUCGCAGGAAUGUGCAGGCACCUGGAAAUCAUCUUGCACAAACACAUAUACACACGCCUUGUUGCCCUUGAUGGCUUCAUGUCCUCUUCGCUCAACAGCCGUACACUGCCAUAGUCUGAGGGACGCCAGCCAAGUUCCUGUACAAGUUCACGGCGUGGGAAGCGCAGAUGGAGGAUCGUUUCAGCGUGUUCUCGUAACGCCACGCUGUGUCCUCGUAACGCCACGCUGUGUCGUGCUGGGUGUAAAGCGGCGAGCUCGUGGUCCGGUGCGAUGAUGUUUUAUUGACGCUACAGUGCAAUUUUAACUUUUUCCCGUUCUGUUUACGGACCAUCCUUAAUUUGGAUGCUGCUUGCGUUUGUCUAAACUGACAUGGAGAAGGCAAAGCUUAGGUCUUUCACUGAAAAGGCAACACAUUUUGGACAUUCUGCGACAGUGUUAAUGUCGAUGUAUUGAGAAUUCUUAAGCUGAAUUGUUUAUUUCUUUGCAAAUAUUUAUUUUGCAUUUUUGUUUACAUUGAAGGGGUCGUAUAAAUGUAAAACACUACAUUUAAACGUUAAAAGCAUGCCUUUACAUUCGCCUAAUUCAACUGUCUUCCAUCUUAGGGUCUGAUGCCAACUUCUUUUAACCAUUUUAGAACCAGUUAUGCAUUGUGUGUGUGCACGUCAGAUGACUGUGCAUUGCAUUGAGACCUCUGUCCAUAAGGAGUCUUGCCAUCGAGACAAAGACUUUAAGGAUGGAUCUUUGAUUAGCAAUUGGGUCAAUUGCCUUCUCGUUUGAUAAUUUUAUUUGUUUGUUAAAAAAUAGCAUAUACCUUAAGUGAAUCUCAUGUUUACAUUACUUUGUAUUGAGCACAAAAAAGUAGCCUACGUUUGCAACGGAACAAAAAAAUUAACAGGCUGUGAUCCGAGAGGGGGGGGUUGGUCUUUACUCCCUGGGAUGGCGAAUACUAUUCUUGUCGAAAGGUUAGCAUAUAUAUACUAUAUACACACACACACACCGUGUUUUAGCGACACGCUUCAUUUUGAUGUAGAUGUUUUCAAAAGCAUUCCCCCCCCCCCCCUCCAAAA
Molecule: messenger RNA, 4479 nt
Organism: Lethenteron reissneri (Far Eastern brook lamprey)
Lineage: Eukaryota; Metazoa; Chordata; Hyperoartia; Petromyzontiformes; Petromyzontidae
Gene: TBC1D25
Product: TBC1 domain family member 25
Biological process (GO): activation of GTPase activity; regulation of autophagosome maturation
Cellular component (GO): autophagosome
Molecular function (GO): GTPase activator activity
Source: RefSeq, a predicted model, not a curated record